CGAAUUGAAGAACCUUUUUAUUUGUUAAUAAUAUUGUUCAAUAGACAAGGUUUUAUUCUUAGAUGAUAUAAUUUCACGGUUGAUCGGAAGAAGUGUAGCACGAUAGUAAGCUAACAGGAUCCUGCAUUACUCUCUGUUAUAUAUAUGUAUAUAUAACAGUGCAUAUAACAACUAUACAGGUAUAUACAAACAAACAAAAGUAUGGCAGGUGUCAGAAGAUUCGGAGAGAAUGACUGAAAACGUAGAGCGUUUUGAAAUAAUUUCGUUUUAGCCAGGAAAUAAAAUGUCUUUGAAUGCCGGCAAAUCGCCGCGAGUGGAAGACUUAAUUUCUAUAGAAGAUGACACUUUGGGAUCCUCCAUAAGCCUAAGUGUUGGGGAGAACUCAAUACGUAUCAAAGCAAAACCGAAACCUAUCAAAGAAAAAGAAGAAUUAUCAGUUGAUAAGAAGGACGUGCAACAUAAAUGGUGGUUGAAGAGACCUGAGACACAACUGGAGGUGUUAAGUGCCAAGAAUACGGAAGCAAAGAUGAAACAUUCCCCUACACCUACAUCGGACGUGAGCUCUUCUAUGAAAGAGUUUCUCGAGAAGGAGAAAAUGUGCAAAGCAACGAAAAGUGAAGGAGAAGUGAAAGACAAAGAUGACACUUUGUGCGAUAUACUUGCAUCUGCAGCUUUUGAUAAAUAUCCAUCAGACUUUGAAAAUGCAACUGAUGAAGAUAUCGGCAGUAUACUGGAGGAAAUGAGCAAAAUUGCUGGUGCGUUGAGUCCUAAUCCAGGUCCCGAACAUACCAAGUCCAGUGGUUCCAGUAAGAAUCCCACUGAAGAGGAAAAGUCUGUGGAAGAAUUAUUGGAAGAGGCUGAGAAACUAGUGAGAAAAAAUAGCAGUACUCUGUCAAAGAGCACGUCAAAAUCCAAUACCCUAAUACCAGAAAAUAAUCUGGAUGAGAGUAUGAGUAGAGUUAGGCAGCUGGAAGCCGACAUUUUCCAGUUGAUAGAAGAAGAAGUGCAUAAAGAAACCGAAAAAAUAAAGAGAAGUCCGAAAAAUGAGAAGAAACGGGAAAAUAGUCCUGGGUUUGAAAUCGUUUACGAGAGUCUGAGUAGUUUAAGACCGCCAAGGUCACUGGAACUCCAAAGGAGAAAGUUUGAAGAACAGAAAGUUGAAAUAUCGAGCAGUUCCGACUUGGACGAUCCGAUUGAGAGACAUUCCAAGUCCGAGGAAUUAAAAAGCACAAAAAAGAUCGAAAUGGAGAAAGAGAAUCUGCAGAAAGAAAUCACGGACGUGGACAAGGACUUCUUUGAGGAUUUGUUGAGAAGAUCCAAGGAGAAGAUGGAAGGCGGGAUGUCCCAGAGUUCCAGUUUCGGACAGGAAGACUUUUCGCAUUUCCUGAAGCUGCUUCAGGGACAGAACACGGACAGAAAGGAGCCAGAAUCAAAAGAACCCAAUACGAUGUACGAUCUUUUUCUCAAGUCCACUAACGGUGAAAUGAUGUCGACUGCUGCAGGUCAGCUGUUAAUUAGCGGGAAAACUCCGGAGUUCCCUGAGAAAGAAUUUUCUGAAAUUCUAGGAAAGGAACUACCGAGUUGCAACGCACACGUGGAACAUGAAAUCAAUGAGAGUGAUUCUAGCAUGAGUGAGGAACAAUCUAAACGAGCACCGAAUUCUCCAUCAACCGGAGUGACAUUCUUGAAAAAUUCUAGCAACGAAUCUAAAAAAUCUGCAUCAAAAAAUACAGAGAGCAAUAAAAACGUAGCAGAAAGCAAUAAGAAGAUAGUUAAUUCUGAGGGUGAAUUGUAUACGGUAGGACUGACACCAAGAUUAGAGUUGUUCGCGGAUGCAAUACCUAAACUUAUAGCUGAGAGAUUAUUGAGCGAACACGGUGGGAAAGAGAACGUGGAGAAGGAAGAUGUGAUGCGAAAAGAACCUACAUGUCCAGAAGCGCAGGCUGACGUGCAGACAGACAAUUUACACGGUACUAAAGCAUUGAAAACUUCUAAGACGAGUCACCAGGAGACUGAUGGUCACAGCACCUCGAGAAAAGCAAUAGAUGUACCUAAAGCCGAUCGCAUUGUUAGCGCACCAGGCAAUAGGCAAUUGAAGAAAGAAAUCAGAUUUUGUAAGUCCAAGAGUUACGAUCAGAUAUGCCAGCCUCCUCUGAAAACUUCCCUCGAACAUAUCAGAACUAACAAAGCACCGGACAUUUCCAAAAAGCUUGCAAAUAAAAAAUCGCUAAUGGUAAAACCAAAAGUGCAAUCCCACGUGAUAUCCAAAGCUAUAUCGAAGCCUAACGCGCCGUUAAAACCAAAAAUGGAUCCCGCUAAAACUGGAUCGACAUCCAGUCUGCCGGCUACGUGCAAAGGAUAUCAAGUACAAUCGCCCGACAGUUAUAGGAAAAACUUAAUGGCUGGCGGAGAUACGAAGCAGAAUCUAGUGAAACGCGACUGGGAAAUGUUAUGUCGAGAAGAGAGACAUAAAAAUGCACUCUUAAAGCAACAGCUAGAAGCUGAGGCGAAAUUGUACAAAAGCCAGAUCGCGGACAUGCGUGCGUCCUUCGAGGGAGAAUUGUUUGCCUUGAAGAAACAGAAUAUAAUUUUGAAAGCGAGAGUCGACGAGCUCUCUCUGAACGAGAGGCACGCGGAAGCUAAUACGAAAAAUGACACGAAAGUCGCUCUUCUUGAACAGGAAUUGGAGAAGCAAGAAAAUUUGAUCCGCGCUUACGAGACCGAGAACAAGAAACUGAUGCAAGACACGAAACGCAUGCAGGAGGAAUUGAAGAAUCUCCAGUCCAAGCAGAAGAACACCAUUUCGGAAACGAACGACGUUCAACAGCUCGCCGAUCGGAUGAAAGACCUUCAAGAGGAAACGUUAAAGUUGAAUCUCGAAGUAUCCGAAUUGAAGGAGAAGAAUGCCGACUGCUUGCUGAAGAACGAUGACUUGACACAACAGAAUAGCUUACUCACAGACGAACUGGAUAUGUUUAAGGAGCAGUUGAGAGCGAAGAACAACUUUAUCACGGAUCGGCUGCAGGUGAUGACCACUGCAGAGUUGGAACUGAAGAAGCAAAUGGAGGAUCAGGAUAUCAAAUUGAGCUCAAAGUCAGAGCAGCUGCGAGUGACGAAACAAGAGCUAGAAAAGCUUCAGCAAAGCGUGCUACCCUUAGAGAAGGAGUUGUUGGAGUUACGAGUCAAGGAUGGCAACCUUCAGGAGAAAUUGCGAGUAAGCAAGAGUCAUGUCGAGCGCGAGAAGCUGCUCACGCAGAAGCUGAAAGAUCAAGUCAUCCUGGACAACAAGAAGAUGAUGGAUCUGAACAGGCAGGUGCGCGAACUGGAGCGUAUACUCAAGAGGAAAAAUCCCGAUUCGGUUUCAGCUUUGAUACUCACUGCCAAUUCGGAGCACAACAAGAUCGGUUCCGAGAAGGUGAAACUUCUGGAGGAGAGAAUAGUAAGUCUCGAGAAUGAGAUCAAGGCCAAAGAGGAUAUCGCGCAACGAAAUUUGGCUGAGUUGCAGAAGAAGUUUACCGAUAUGAAACAGAAGUACACGAUGCAGGUGACGGAAUUAGAAGCGAAACUAUUGGAGACCUCCAUAAAGGAGCACAAGCUGUUCAAUGACAUGUUCACACAGACGACAGUCAAAUACGUCGAGAGCAAGAGCGUGGAAACUAACAAGAAAGAUGAUAAAGCUUCAUCAGUGGAAGAUAAGAAGGAUCAGAAGACGCUAAAAGUCGGAUUGAAGUCCCAAAAUCCGAAGGAAGACGCGCAUCUCAUGGCUACCAUAAGAGGUUUGAAAUUGGAGAUAGCGAACAAGGAUAAAGUCGUCUCGAAGAUGACCAAGGAAUAUCAGGAGCUUCAGAAGACGAACAGGAGGCUGCAAAAAGAGAGAGAGAAGUUGCUGAACGAUAGGAAGAGCUUCAGGAGUAUGGAGUUUGAUAAAGUGCUGCGGGGGACGAAGAACGGCGAGGGGAACGAUCAGAAUUCGAAUGUGUAUCAGAACGGUCAUGUCGCCGAUUCUCAGAAACUGUCGUCAUCGACGACGAAGCUGUAUGAUCCGAUGCAGUACACGGAGAAUGGCAAGAACGGUAUCAUCAAGAAACUGGCUAACGAGAACGAUAUCUUGAAGGAGGAGCUGAGCAAAAUGAACAAGGACUUUAUGGCGCUGAAGAGCAAGAGGUUGCACGACUUGAACCUGUUGCAGGAGGAACACGAACGGGAGAUGGCCACCCUUGUGAAGGAAUACAGCGUCAAGUUCGGAGACUCUAAGGUGGUAAAAUUACAGGGUCAGAUUAAUACUCAGGGAGCAAUCAUAUCGCACUUGAAGGAGCAAGUCGAGAAGUUCCGGGACUACAAAGAGCAGGUCGUGAUGCUGAAGGCCGAGAGGGAACACUUGGAAAACAAAGUAAAGACGCUGAAUGAGAAAGUCAAGUACCUAACAACGCCGGGAACGGAACAGCUGCAGCUGCUGCAAGACAAGAUCACGAUCCUCCAGCAGCGGCACGAAAGUCGAGAGAUGACCCUGCAAACGUUGGUCCGCGACUUGUUGAGGAAUCGUACGCAGUGCAAGGACUGCAAGAACGAAAAAGGCAAGAAUCGGCAGCUUUGCUACUUCCGGCAGGAGCUCGAUCACAUUCUAGGGAUGCUCCAGGAGAUCGCUAAUGUCCAUUGAUAUCGCUGAAUCGGGAGUUUCCGUCCUUCGAGCACAAUUGGACGAUUCUCGAUUCAUCAUCGAACAUUGUGAUAAUUUUUGCAGGCGUAUGUAAGACUCGCGAUACAACUUAGAUAAUUUGAGAGAGGUAUUACUUUAGAUACCGCGUGUAGCGCAUAAUAUCGCGUUCGUUUGCGAUGCUUAGUCAAUACGUUUGGUCGAUACCUUCAUCGGUUCUUCCAGGAUCGGCGAGGAUUAUCAUUGCAAUCUUAUACGCGCAGUCUUCUUUCUUGCGUCCAUGACACCGUUCGUUUCGCGAGUUCGUGUCUAUCAACGUCGAAUUUUCACAGAUUACUUGGUAGAUGCGAAUCACUGCCAAAGAAAGGAACGCUACCGUAAACUAGCGAUAGCGCACAUAACGGCGAACGAACGUGUAGUUAAAUUGCAGAUUCUUCCCGAUCUCUCUCCAUUGCCAAUUCUCUUGCCGCGCGCAUACUCACGAUACUCUGCAGCGCUGUUAGAUCAGUCUAUUUUAAAGUGAAUCAAGAAUUAAUUUUUAAAAAUAUCGCGUACCUAGAAUAGUUAAUCUUAUUUAUUUAUUUAUUGUAAUUUUUAUUGACAAGUUGAUCUCUUUUUUUUAAUCAAUCUUAUUACGAUUUGUUUUAUAAUGAAUUAUCUGGCACGACAAUUGGAGCAGAGGGAGAAAGUAUAGUAGGCGAAUAGGACUUUCGUAAAGAAUUUCUCUUCCGAAAUUAAACGAUAUCUAGUUUUUAUAUCUAAAUUUUUCGAAACUUUGCUGUAUAUAGAUGUUAUAAGAUAAACCGCUGUAUUUAGUUCGGGAUAUUCCGUCGAUUUAUUCGCAAUCAACGAAGUUGAGCCUACUUCGAGCGCUCGACUGUAUCAUGUGUAUCGUAUUAUUAUAAGUAAUUCUAUUACUGUUGCCAAGCCUAGCUGGUAAUUUAAUGAUCUCGUCAAAUGUAGCCAUGUCUGUAUGCGCUCAUAAUAAACGCAAGCACAAAUUGAUGUGGCCAAGGCUUGAGGAUGAUAAUCAAUUAGCGCAAAAUGCCUAUCUUUCGUAUUUCAAUUUCAUCAAAGUCUGUCGAUUCUCACGAGGCAAUCUUCUUCAAACUCGGUUACGUCGGAUCAACAAUCACAUCCUUUUUCUAAAUAGAUUUAAGCUCGACACAUGUACAAAAUCUAUAAUUAUAUCUUUAAUCUUUUCGUCUA
This is a messenger RNA of Ooceraea biroi (clonal raider ant), 5863 nucleotides long. Its product is annotated as centrosomal protein of 162 kDa. Gene Ontology annotation, biological process: cilium assembly. Gene Ontology annotation, cellular component: axonemal microtubule; centriole. Lineage: Eukaryota; Metazoa; Arthropoda; Insecta; Hymenoptera; Formicidae. The record is from RefSeq and is a predicted model, not a curated record.